AUGACGGAACCAGAGGAGAAUAAGAUAACCAUUACGAACGAUAAGGGUCGUCUGUCGAAGGAGGAGAUUGAGCGCAUGGUGAACGAUGCCGAGAAGUACAAGCAGGAGGACGAUAAGCAGCGUGAUCGUGUGUCGGCAAAGAAUGCUCUGGAGAGCUACGCGUUCACGAUGAAGUCGACGGUGGAGGACGAGAAGGUGAAGGAGAAGAUAGCGGAGGGCGAUCGCAAGAAGAUCUCGGAGAAGUGUGAGGAGACGAUAAAGUGGCUGGACGCGAAUCAGCAAGCCGACAAGGAGGAGUACGAGCAUCGGCAGAAGGAGCUUGAGAGCGUGUGCAAUCCGAUAAUCACGGAGAUGUACCAGGAGGCCGGUGGGGCAGGUGGUAUGCCGGGAGGCAUGCCAGGUGGAAUGCCGGGUGGCGGUAGUGGUAUGGGCGGUGACGCGGGCUCUGGCAACCGCGGUCCGACCAUUGAGGAGGUGGACUAG
Messenger RNA from Mesocestoides corti, 483 nucleotides. The record is from the annotation of a GenBank genome assembly. NCBI's taxonomy places the organism in Eukaryota, Metazoa, Platyhelminthes, Cestoda, Cyclophyllidea, Mesocestoididae.